UAAAACCCUCAAUUGAUCGCUCCAACCUGAUCAGUGCAAAUAUUAAGGUUGGGAAAUCCCAUAAGUUUGAAGUAUACAUCAAAGGUGAACCUCCUCCUGAAAUUGUUUGGACCUUCGGUGAAGCUGGGGUAAAAAUUCACAAUGAUGAACACGUAAAGAUAGAGAACAAGGACUAUCAUUCUGAGUUUACCUUGACUAAAGCAACAAGAAGUCACAGUGGGAAGUACACGAUCCUGGCCACUAACUCUUUAGGCAAAGACACGGCUUCAGUGGACGUGACAGUAUUGGGAAAACCAUCCAGACCAGAAGGCCCUCUAGAUGUUAGUGAUGUACAUAGAGAAGGAUGUAAGAUCAAGUGGAAUAAGCCUAAAGAUGAUGGUGGUAGCCCUAUAAAACUAUAUGAAAUUGAAAAACUUGACAAGGAAACAGGAAGAUGGACUCGGUGUGGGAAGAGUGAUAAACUAGAAUUUGAAAUCAGUGGCUUGACUUCAGAAAAAGAGUAUGUGUUCCGUGUGGCAGCUGUCAAUGAUGAAGGGGAAUCAGAAUACCUUGAAACCCUUCAGCCAAUUGUUGCCAAGAAUCCCUAUGAUGAACCAGGAAAGCCAGGAACUCCAGAACUGGUAGACUGGGAUAAUGCCAGUGUGGACUUGAAGUGGUUACCUCCUAAAAAUGAUGGUGGUUCACCAGUCACCAAAUACAUCAUUGAAAGGAAAGAAAAAUUCACACUAAACUGGGAAAAAGUAGUUGAAGUACCAGGAAAUAUGCUGGAAGCUAAAGUUACAGACCUAAAGGAAAGGCAAGAAUAUCAGUUCCGGGUAGUAGCUGUUAAUAUAGCUGGAACUAGUGAACCAAGUAAUACCACCAUCAGUCAUCUGGUGAAGCAUCGCCAGUUAAAACCCUACAUUGACCGAACUAACUUGGACGCUAUCACAGCAAAGAGGGGCAAGAACGUCAAACUAGAAGUGAACAUUAAAGGAGAACCUCCUCCAAAAGUGACAUGGAAGUUUAAGGAAAAAAUUGUGGAAAACACAGAUUCUAUUGAUAUUAGUAAUGUUGAUUAUAACACCAAGCUCACCAUUACCGACGUUCACCGUCAUCAUUCCGGAUUUUACAAAAUUAUAGCAGAAAAUGAAGUUGGCAAAGAUGAAGCUGAGGUUGAAAUAACAAUUUUAGGGACUCCCUCAAGACCUCAGGGCCCUCUGAAAGUUGAGGAUGUUCAUGCCAAGGGAUGUAAGCUGAAGUGGAAUAAGCCAGAAGAUGAUGGUGGCAAGCCCAUACAACAUUACCUUGUGGAAAAACUGGACCUGAGUAGUGGAAACUGGAUGCCUGUUGAUCGCACAGACUCUGAUAAACCAGAAAUGGAAGUAAAAGGACUACUUACUGGAAAAGAUUAUCAGUUCCGUGUGAAGGCUGUCAAUCCAGAAGGAGAAUCUGAACCCCUUAUUGCAGAUACACCCAUAAAGGCUAAAAAUCCUUAUGAUGAGCCUGGAGCACCAGGAACACUGGAAAUUGUAGACUGGGAUGAAAAGAGAGUUGACCUCAAGUGGGAGCCACCGAGAAAAGAUGGAGGAGCACCUAUUACAUAUUAUAUUAUUGAAAUGAAAGAACGUUUCUCAACAAAUUGGGAUACCUGCUUAGAAACAAAGAGCUCAAAACCAGAAGCCACAGUCUUGGACUUGACUAAAGGUCAACAGUACCAAUUUCGUGUUCUUGCUGUGAACAAAGCAGGACCAGGACAACCUAGUGAACCAACAGGAAACCAUGCUGUUAAAUCAAGAUACCUGGCUCCAAAGAUCAACCGUGAUAACCUGGAACCAAUAACUGUUCGAGCUGGCCACUUGGCUAAGCUGGAUGUGGAAGUUAUUGGAGAACCCUCUCCAAAAUUGACAUGGUCUUUCCAUAUGAAAGAACUUUUACCUGGUGAGAAGAUCAAAAUUGAGAAUGAAGACUAUCAAACACACCUACGUUUAAGCAGUUUAGCUCGGAAGGAUUCUGGGAAGUACAAGAUAACUGCAGUCAACAGUUCUGGUAAAGAUGAGGAAGAGAUUGAAAUAAUUGUACAAGACAAACCCUCUACUCCAGAAGGUCCUUUGGAGGUGUUAGAUGUUCAUGCUGAAGGAUGUAAAUUGAAGUGGAACAAGCCAAAGGAUGAUGGUGGUCUUCCUCUGGAUGGAUACAUAAUUGAGAAAAUGGACACUUCUACCAGUCGCUGGGUCCCUGUUGGCAGAGCUGACAAAGAUAAUCUAGAAAUGACUAUUACUGGACUUGAACCUGGAAAUAAGUACCAGUUUCGAGUAAAAGCUGUUAAUGAAGAAGGAGAAUCAGAACCAUUAGAAACAGAAAGGACAAUGCUCGCAAAGAAUCCUUAUGAUGUACCUGGACCCCCAGGACUUCUGAAGAUCACUGACUAUGAUUCUGAUUUUGUUCAACUUAACUGGGAAACCCCAGUGAAUGAUGGUGGGUCACCAAUUAAUGGAUACGUCAUUGAAAAGAAAGAUAAGUAUAAAGUUACCUGGAUAUCCGCUGCCGAGAUUCAAGGGAACAUUCCACAAGGCAAGGUUAAGGGAUUAAAUGAAGGAGACAAGUAUGAAUUCCGUGUCCGAGCUUUCAAUAAGGCAGGCUCUGGUGAACCUAGUGAGGCUACUCCCCCACAUCUGGCAAAAUCAAAAUUUUUGAAACCUCGCAUUGACCAAUCGAAUCUGAACAAUGUGACAGUAAAGGUAGGACAGGUUGUAAACUUAGACGUGAAUGUGAUUGGUGAACCACCUCCCAAAGUUGAGUGGAUGUUGAAUGACAAAGUCUUGGGGUCAAGUGACAGUUAUAAAAUUGACAGUGUGGAUUACAACACCAAGUUCAGUAUCUUACGUGCCACUCGCAAGGAGAGUGGCUUGUAUAAGAUUCUGGCAACCAACAGCAGUGGCAGUGAUGAAUGUGAAGUGGAAAUCACUGUCUUAGGUAAACCAGGCAGGCCCAAUGGUCCUCUUGAAGUGUCCAAUGUCCACAAGGAAGGCUGCAAGCUGAAGUGGCAGGAACCUGACGAUGAUGGAGGAACACCAAUAGAAUGUUAUGAAAUUGAAAAGAAGGAUGAAGACACUGGCAUAUGGGUUCCAGCUGGAAAGUCCAGACAUAUGAACUUUGAGGUUAAGAAUCUGGUCCAAGAAAAGAAAUAUCAUUUUCGCGUAAGAGCAGUUAACAAGGAAGGAGAUUCAGAUGAACUGGAAACUUCCCUUGCUACUCUUGCUAAAAAUCCUUAUGAUGAGCCAGGAAAGCCUGGACGUCCAGAACCAGUGGACUGGGACAAAGACCAUAUUGACCUUAAGUGGAGAGCACCAGCAAGUGAUGGAGGAUCUCCUAUAACUGGAUAUAUCAUUGAAAAGAAAAAGAAAGAUUCUCAUAAAUGGCAGAAGGGUAAACUUCUGUCAGGAGACAAGACAAUAGCUACUGUAACAGAAGUUGAAGAGGGAGAUGAGUAUGAGUUCAAAGUCAUUGCUGUGAAUAAAGCUGGUCAAAGCGAACCAAGUGAUUCAUCCAAAUAUGUUAUUGCAAAACCGAGGUUCCUGGCCCCAUACAUUGACCGUACAGACCUUAAGAAUGUAGUGGUUCAUUCUGGUCAGGCUGUAAGAUUUGAUGUGAACAUAAAAGGUGAGCCUCCUCCGAACAUUACCUGGAUUUUUAAUGACCAACAAAUCCAGUCCUCGGGUCAUUUAAAAAUAGAAAUUGAAAAUUACCGUACGCAGUUUGUGCUCACCAAGGCUAAGAGAAGAAAUUCUGGAAAAUAUACCAUUACAGCCCAAAAUGAUUCUGGAAAAGAUGAAGUAACUGUGGACGUCACCAUAAUAAGUAAACCUGGUAUACCUAAAGGACCACUACAAGUUUCUGAUGUACAUGCUGAAGGUUGUACACUGAAAUGGGACAAACCCGAGGAUGACGGGGGAGAGCCAGUCCAACAGUACACUGUUGAGAAGAUGGACAUAGAAACUGCACGCUGGGUGCUUGUUACAACAACAAGGGAACCAGAAGCAGAAGUUACUGGCUUAGUACCUAGCAAAGAGUACAAAUUUAGAGUAAAAGCUGUGAAUUCUGAAGGAGAAUCUGAUGCUCUGGAGACAGAAACAACAGUCCUAGCAAAGAAUCCUUAUGAUGAACCAGGCAAACCAGGUAAACCUUCUUCUAAAAACUGGGACAAGCAUUUUGUGGAUCUUGUUUGGAGCCCACCAAAGAAUGAUGGAGGUGCACCAAUAACUAGCUAUGUUAUAGAGAAGAAAGAUAAGUAUAGCACUAAGUGGCAAAAGGCAACAGAAAUCAUUGGAGAAAAAUGUGAGGUUCAUGUUCCUGAUCUUAUGGAGAAUGUGGAAUAUCAGUUUAGGGUUCGAGCCAUCAAUAAAGCUGGUUCUGGCAAUGCUAGUGAUCCAUCAGAUACUAUCACUACCAAGCCUCGAUUUUUGGCACCUAAACUUGAGAAGAUGCGAGAUAUGAAAGUUCAUGCUGGACAGACAAUUAAAUUUAAUGUGAAAAUUAUUGGUGAACCAACACCCAAAAAAACAUGGCAACUGAGUGAAACUGAACUGAAGUCAGAUGGCCACAUCACAAUUGAAAGUGAAACAGAGAAGGCUUUGCUGAUUAUCAAUAAUGCCCAGCGUAAGGAUUCUGGACGUUAUUGUUUGAUAGCUGAGAAUUCUUCAGGAAAAGAUGAAGCAUCUGCUGAAGUAAUAGUAUUAGACAAACCAUCAGCUCCAGAGGCUCCAUUGGAAGUGUCAAGUGUGCAUGCUGAAGGCUGUAAACUGAAAUGGAACCCACCCAAGGAUGAUGGUGGGGAACCUUUGGAUCACUAUGGAGUGGACAAAAUGGAUACUGAAACUGGACGCUGGUUACCAGUUGGUCGCACUAACAAACUUGAAAUGGAUGUGGGUAACUUAACAGCAGGACAUGAAUACAGAUUCAGAGUAAGAGCUGUCAAUGCUGAAGGAGAAUCUGAACCUUUGAUGGCAGAAAAAUCAGUUGUAGCAAAAGAUCCGUUUGAUCCUCCAGGUCAACCAGGAACACCUGAAAUUAAGGACUGGGAUAAAGAACAUAUGGAUCUUAAGUGGGCUCCACCUUUCAAAGAUGGUGGUGCUCCAGUAAAGAGUUAUAUAAUUGAAAGAAAAGAAAAGUUUGAAACACGCUGGGCAAAAGCAGCAGUAAUUGAUGGUAAUGUGUGUGAAGGUCGCGUACAAGAUCUGAUUCCUGGCGACACCUACCAGUUCCGUGUUCGAGCUGUAAAUGCUGCAGGACCUGGUGACCCAAGUGAGACCACAAAACCAGUUGUUGCUAAGCCUAGAAAAUUACUCCCUAAGAUUGAACGACGUAGCUUGAGACCAAUCACUAUUAAAGCUGGCCAGCCAUUUGAAUAUGACGUUAAGAUUAUUGGUGAGCCAUCUCCAACAGUCACAUGGAAACUUAAGGACAAACCUGUGACAGAAGGACCUAAUAUAACCAUCACAAAUGUUCCAUACAAUAGUAAACUGACUUGUGACAAGUCUCAGCGGAAGGAUUCGGGAAUCUACCACAUAGUAGCAGUCAACCAGUAUGGCCAAGAUGAAGCUGAAGUUGAAGUUACUGUCUUGGCUAAACCAGGAAAACCUGAAGGUCCCUUGGAAGUUAGUGACAUCCAUAAGCAUGGUUGUAAAUUACAAUGGAAUAAGCCUAAAGAUGAUGGAGGAGAGAUUAUUGACCAUUAUACUGUUGAAAAACUGGAUCCAGAUAUUGGAUCCUGGAGGCAUCUUUGUAAGAGCCAUGUUCCAGAGGCUGAAGCUAGUGGGCUAACACCAGGAAAGUCUCACCAGUUCCGAGUUAAAGCUGUGAAUAAGGAAGGAGAAUCAGAACCUCUGGAAACUAUAGCUCCCAUUGUCAUUAAAGAUCCCUACGAUCCACCUGGUGAACCAGGACGUCCUGAAGCAACAGACUGGAAUAGAGACCACGUAGAUCUAAAAUGGAAGACUCCCGACAGAGAUGGUGGUACCCCCAUUACUCAUUACAUUAUUGAAAAGAGUAAGAAAGGCAGUUCAGUAUGGGAGAAAGCUGCUGAAGUACCAGGAGAUGUGUGUAAAGGAACUGCUCCUUUCCUAGAGGAGGGAAAAGAGUACGAGUUCCGUGUGAUUGCAGUUAAUAAGGCUGGACCUGGUGAACCUAGUAAAGCUUCAAAACCAGUUGUUGCCAAACCUCGUUUCUUGGCUCCCGUCAUUGAUCGAAAGAACCUUAAAGAUGUGACUGUUAAAGCUGGACUUUUGAUCAAGUUUGAUGUCAAUAUUUCUGGUGAACCACCUCCUACAGUAACAUGGAACCUGAAUGAUGACAUUCUCAAGCCUGAUAAACAUAGGCAAAUUGAAAACGAAGAGUACAAUACCAAACUAACUGUUCGACGAACUACUCGAUCUGACAGUGGCCAGUAUACAGUAAUGGCUAUGAAUAGUUCAGGAAGAGAUUCUGCUUCUGUUUAUGUUACAGUGGUUGAUAAGCCAACUCCUCCAGAGGGACCGCUUGAAGUUCUGGAUGUUCACAAAGAAGGAUGCAGACUAAAAUGGAAACGACCAAAGGAUGAUGGAGGUGUGCCACUUGAAGGGUAUGAAGUGGAGAAGAUGGAUCCAGAAUCAGGGGUUUGGGUUCCUGUAGGGAAACAAAAGGAACCAGCUAUGGAAGUAACAGGGCUUACUACAGGCAAAGACUACAAGUUCAGGGUUAGAGCUUUAAAUAAGGAGGGUGAAUCUGAACCCCUAGAAACACAGAAACCUAUUAAAGCAAAGAAUCCAUAUGAUGAGCCAGGCCAACCAGGAAAACCAGAACCAACUGACUGGGACAAAGACCAUGUGGAUCUUAAAUGGACACCACCUGAAAGUGAUGGUGGUUCUCCUGUCACUGGCUAUAUCAUAGAAAAGAAGGACAAGUUUGGUGACUGGGAGAAAGCAUUGGAAGUUCCAGCCACUCGAACCAAAGCUACUGUUCCAGAUCUCAUACAAGGUCAACCACUGGAGUUUCGUGUUCGAGCCGUCAAUAAGGCUGGACCAGGAACACCAAGUGAAGCAAGCACGCCUGUGGUCACAAAGCCAAGAAGAUUACCACCUCAGAUAGAACAGACUAGUCUGUAUAAAGUCCGAAUCAAAGCAGGACAUUCGUUCAAUUUUGAUGUGAAUGUAAUUGGGGAGCCAGCCCCAGAGACAACGUGGAAACUACGAAAUAGAAAUGUGACAUCCUCAGACCGAGUGAAGGUUGUAAGUGAACCGAAUAACACUAAGCUUUCUGUACGUCAGGCCAGGCGAGAAGACUGUGGAAUGUACACCAUCACAGCUGUUAAUGAACAUGGAAAGGAUGAAGCUCAAGUAGAAGUGGUUGUACUUGAUAAACCUUCUCCACCUGCUGGUCCUCUGAAAGUGGAUGAUGUUCAUGCCGAAGGAUGUACACUAAAAUGGAACCCACCAGGGGACGAUGGUGGGGUUCCUAUUGAUCAUUACAAUGUUGAGAAAAUGGACACUGAAUCUGGCAAAUGGAUACCUGCUGGUGAAACUGUUGGACCAGAAACCUCCUUGAAGGUUAAAGGUCUUCAGCUUGGGAAAAAGUAUAAAUUCCGAGUUAGAGCUGUAAACAGACAGGGAGAGUCAGGUCCUUUGGAAACAGAUAAAGUCACUGAAGCCAAAAAUCCAUUUGAUGAACCAGGCAAACCGGAGACUCCAGAGAUUGAAGACUAUGACAAGGACUUUGUGAAACUGAAAUGGCAGCCUCCAGCAAGUGAUGGUGGUUCUCCUCUCACUGGAUACAUUCUGGAGAAGCAAGACAAACAGAAUCCUGAUUGGAUACCAGUAAUGGAAGUGUCAGCUAGUGAAACAAGGGCUAAGGUUACUGACCUGGACGAAGGCAGUCAGUAUGAGUUCAGAGUUCGAGCUGUGAACAAAGGUGGUCCUGGGAUUCCCAGUGAUGCCACGGUUCCUCAUGUUGCCAGGCCAAAGAACAUGGCACCUAGAAUUGAUCGCAAUUCCAUGAAUGACAUUCGUAUCAAGGCUGGCAAAAGCUUUGAAUUGGAUGUUCCAGUUCAAGGUGAACCUCCUCCAACCAAGAAGUGGACGCUGGAAGGAAAACCAGUGGAUGGAUUAAGAAGGUGGACUAUAAAGCAUGAAGACUAUAAAACAUGCAUCAGUGUUCGCAAUGCUGAACGGGGUGACAGUGGGACUUUGAACCUUACAGCAACAAACAUAAAUGGUUCAGACAGUGAAAAAGUAACUGUAAUUGUGUUAGAUGUACCAAGUGCUCCUCAGAACUUGUACAUAUCUGAAAUUACUAAGGAAAGCUGUUGGCUAACAUGGAGGCCACCAAAGGAUAAUGGUGGAUGUGAGAUAUCUCAUUACGUGGUGGAAAAAAAGGAUGUAGAGAUGGGCCGAUGGAUGCCAGUUGGAGAAAAUGGUGACCCCAAAAUACGAGCUGAUAAACUUAUAGAAAAUCAUGAGUAUACUUUCCGUGUGAAAGCUGUGAGUCGGGAGGGUGAGUCACCAUGGCUGACUGAUAGAGAUCCCAUUACUGCAAAGAAUCCAUUUGAUCAACCUGAUAAACCAGCAGCACCAGAAGUGGUGGACUGGGACAAAGGUCAUGCAGACCUUGAAUGGCGACCUCCUAGACGUGAUGGUGGUGCUCCAAUAACCACUUAUGUCAUUGAAAAGAAACCUAAACUAAGUCCCCUGUGGGAAGAGGCUAUGAGAGUCCCUAGUGAUGCAACCAAAGCUAAAGUUCCUGAUCUUAAGGAAGGAGAAGAAUACGAAUUUCGUAUUAUUGCUGUGAACAAGGCUGGCCUUAGUGAACCCAGUGAUCCAUCUCAGCCUGUUGUUGCAAAACCACGCUUUUUGGCUCCAUCCUUAGAUAAAGCAGCCCUGCAGGACAUAAAGGUGCGUGCUGGUCGUCCUAUAAGCUACACAGUUCCUGUCCGAGGUGAGCCUACACCUUCAAUCACAUGGUAUAUCAAUGACAAAUCUGUAAUAGGAAAUCCAAGAGUUGAAGUGACAUCUACUGCUGGUCAGACUAUCCUGGAUAUUCACUCAUCAUUUCGCUCUGACAGUGGAAAAUAUACAUUAACACUGGAAAACACAUCAGGAAAGACAAGUGCAUCAGCUAUAGUUACUGUCAUAGCUCGACCAUCACCUCCAGAAGGCCCACUCACCAUCACUGAUAUCACCCGAAAUUCUGCACAACUAGGCUGGAAGGUGCCUAAAGAUGAUGGUGGGUCUCACAUUAAGUACUACAUCAUUGAGAAGAUGGAUAUAUCCCGUGGAACUUGGGUGGAGGUUGGCAAGACAGAUAAGCUUACCUAUAAAGUCCAGAAACUAAUUCACAAAAAGACUUACGAAUUUCGGGUUUGUGCCAUGAAUGAAAUCGGUGAUUCUGAUUUUCUGGCUGGAGAUAAACCAGUUACAGCUAAAGAUCCUUAUGAAAAACCAAGCAAACCAGGUAAACCUAAAGUAACUGACUGGGACAAAGAUCGGGUUGACCUAGAAUGGAGCCCACCAAAGGAAGAUGGUGGCUCCCCUAUUACUGAAUACACUAUUCAAAAGAAAGAACGUGGUUCCCCUAUUUGGACUAAGGCUGCAGAGGUACCUUCUUCUUCAACUAAAGCUGUUGUACCUGAUCUUGUAGAAGGGAAUGAUUAUGAAUUUCGUGUGAUUGCCAAAAAUAGGGCUGGUGAGAGUGAGCCAAGUGACUCAUCUGAGAUAAUAACGGCUAAACCUAGAUUCUUGGCUCCAAAAAUUUUAACUCCAAUGACAGAAAUGAAAAUAAAAGUUGGUCGCACCCUUCAUACUGAAGUCACGUUUCUUGGCCAGCCAGCUCCUGAGGUUUCAUGGAUGCAAAAUGGCAAGAAGCUGGUUUCUGAUGAAAGAAUUACAAUCUCUGCAUUUGAUGACUAUACUGUUGUCAAUGUAGUAGACACUAGAAGAUCAGAUACUGGGCCAUAUACUUUGACCGUGACAAAUGAAAGUGGUAAAGAUAGUGGCACUUUGACAGUCAUAGUUCUUGAUAAGCCUUCUGCUCCAGAAGGUCCAUUAAAUAUUGAUGAAGUUGACAGAAGUCAUGUGAUUUUAUCCUGGAAGCCACCUAAAGAUAAUGGAGGCACUGAUUUGACUGGCUACAUUCUUGAGAAACGAGACAAGACCCAUGAAGGAAGCUGGGUUCCUGCUGUGCUACAUGUUUUACCCAGUGCAACUACAUGUACUGUUGGCAAGUUAAUGGAAGGCAUUGCAUAUGAAUUCCGUGUCAUGGCAGAAAACCCCCAGGGUAUAUCGGAACCUUUAGCCACAGCUAAGCCUGUUGUUGCAAAAAGCCCUUAUGGUGUCCCAGGCACACCUGGUCAGCCACAGCCAGUGGAUCAUGAUCGAGACUUUAUUAAGAUCAAGUGGACUCCUCCAAGAUCUGAUGGUGGCUCUCCUGUCCAAGGUUAUGAUGUUGAAAGAAGAGACACUAAAGCUACUCGUUGGAUGCGCACUAAUAAAAUGCCAAUUAGGGGAACAGAGUUUACUGACGACACAGUGACUGAUGGGCAUCAGUAUGAGUACAGAGUUGUCGCAAGGAAUGCAGCAGGCUCUAGUGAGCCUAGCCAGGCCUCAAAACCAAGCUGCAAACCAAUGAAAGAAAAACCCAAACUACAUAUGGAUAGUGGUCGCACAGUUCGAGUCAGAGCUGGAGAACUUCUUAAUGUAAGCAUACCCCUGACUGGAGCUCCCGAGCCAACUGUGAACUGGAAAAUUAAUGACAAACAAAUACCAGUUACAAAUCGCAUCAAGUUAGAAAGUGCUUAUGAGAAUGUGAGCCUAACCACCUGUUCCCAAAGAAGUGACAGUGGCAAGUACAGUAUCACUGCCAAAAACUCGUAUGGUGAGGACUCGGCAGAUAUAACUGUUCUAGUAUAUGACAAACCAAGUCCUCCACAAGGACCUCUUGACUAUCCUUCUACUACUAGCUCAACUGUAACCCUUCAGUGGAAAAAACCAGAAGAUGAUGGAGGUUCUGCAAUCACAGGUUACCAAAUUGAAAAGUGUGAGGUUGGUAGUGAAAAAUGGGUUACUGUACCUGGGUAUUGCACCACCACCACCUUUACGAUAAAAAAUCUUGAUGAGGGAAAUCAGUACAAGUUUAGAGUUCGUGCUGAAAAUAUAUAUGGAGUCAGCAAGCCCCUGGAAGGAAAACCUGUCACUGUCAAGAAUCCGUUUGAAACUCCUGAUGCCCCAGGUCAACCAAAGGUCACUGAUUUUGGCCCAUCCUCAGCUGAUCUCACAUGGAAGCCCCCCACUAAUGAUGGUGGCCGACCAGUUAUUGGUUAUAUUAUUGAGAAGAGAGAAAAAGCCUCAUAUGACUGGACAGUGGUGAAUUCUCAUCCCACUCCAAGUACCGAAUUCACUGUGCCAAACUUAGCAGAAGGACAGAGCUAUGAGUUUAGAGUUUUAGCCGUUAAUGAAGGUGGACGAGGGAAGCCCAGCAGGCCAACCCAACCUAUUGUAGCUAAGGAAAGGAAAUAUGCUCCAGAUUCUCCUGAUAUGCCUCGUAUAGAUAAAAUCACUAGAAACUCAGUAACUCUCUCUUGGAAAAAACCAGUUCAUGAUGGAGGAAGCAAAGUCAAUGGUUAUCUUGUGGAGAAAAAACCCAAAGGAGCCAAAGAAUGGGACAUUGUCAACACAUCACCACAUCCUGACACCACAUACACUGUACCAAGUUUGAUGGAAAGUGAAGAAUAUGAGUUCCGUGUGAUUGCAGUCAAUGAUGUAGGAGAUAGUCCACCAAGUCAUCCUUGUUCAAUGGUAAAAGUAGAAGACCAACCAGAUAAACCAAGAAUUGAUGCAGGAAAUCUUAAAGAUAUUGUCAUUAAGGCAGGUCAAGAAUUUAGCCUCAACGUUCCCUUUACUGCUUUUCCUAAACCUACAGCCACAUGGUCUAAGAAUGACUUUGAAGUGGAUGAAAAAGACUCCAGGAUUUUCACUAAGGUUGGAGAAGACUAUGCUAUUAUAGCUCUGACAGAUGCCAAACGAUUAGAUUCUGGACAGUACAAGCUCUUCCUAAAGAACAAGUCAGGUUUUGAUACUGCUUAUUGCAAGGUCACUGUUCUAGAUCGACCUGGUUCUCCAGAGAACCUUAGAAGUGAAGAUGUUGAGGGAGAAUCUCUCACUCUGAAAUGGCUUCCACCUAAAGAUGAUGGUGGAGCUGAAAUAACAAACUAUGUAGUUGAGAAAAAAGAAGUUGGAGCUAGUGCAUGGACAAGGUUCAGUAGCUAUGUGACAACCACUGCUUGUCGAGUGAGAAAUCUCAUGGUAGGACACAGGUAUGACUUUCGUGUCAUGGCUGAGAACCAGUUUGGAACCAGCGAUCCAGUCACUACGAGUGAAUCCAUUAUGGCUAAACUGCCUUUCAAUCCACCAGGUGCUCCAGGCAUUCCUCGAUCUAUUGAAUCAUCUGAAGAAUCCAUCACUUUGUCAUGGACCAAACCUCGUAGCGACGGUGGCAGUCCUGUCACUGGCUAUAUACUUGAGAAGCGGAAGACUGGUGAUGAGAAUUGGACCAGAGCAUCCAUGGCUGUUAUACCAGAUCUUACUUACAGGGUUGGUGGACUCACUGAAAACUGGGACUAUGAAUUCCGUAUUUGUGCAGUGAAUGAGGCAGGAUCUGGUCCAUAUAGCUCAACUUCUGAUAGCAUCAGGGCUAGAGCACCUCCAGCCUCCCCAAAGCUUGAUACCAGUUUUGCCAUGCGUGAUAUUAUUGUGCCAGCUGGGGAGGAAUUCAAUAUUCAAGUGCCAUAUUCUGGUAGCCCAACACCACAUGCAUCAUGGACCAUUAAUGGCAAAGAUCUACUUCCUGAUGAUCGUGUGUACUCAGAGGUGAAUGUAGCUUUCACCAUUCUCACUAACAAAUGUUCAAAAAGAGAGGAUUCUGGGAAGUAUACGCUGAAACUUACCAAUGAUGUUGGCUCUGACUCUGCUUCUUGCAAAGUAGUCAUUGUUGACAAACCUGGACCUCCUCAAGGCCCACUAGAAGUUUCAGACAUUACACCAGAAACUUGCUCUUUGUCGUGGAGACCACCAUUGGAUGAUGGUGGGAGUCCUCUACUUAAUUACGUUGUGGACAAACAAGAUCCCAGUACUAAGAUUUGGACCAAAUUAAGCAGUUUUGUUCGAGGAUGUCAUUAUGAUGUCAUUGGGCUUGAACCCAAGAAGAAAUAUGUAUUUCGUGUCAGUGCUGAAAAUGAAUAUGGUGUGGGACCACCCUUAGAGACAGAUAAAUCAAUUACGGCUAAGUUUCCAUUUGAUAUUCCAAGUCCUCCUGGAGCUCCUACUAUUGUAGAUUGGGAUGCAAACAGUGUUAACUUGCUGUGGGAACGACCAUCCACUGAUGGAGGCUCUAAGAUACAGGGCUACUUUAUUGAGUACAGAGACUUGGUGGAUGGUAACUGGAUCAAGGCUAACAAUUUCUUGGUGAAGGAUACAGCUUUCAAAGUGUCAGAUCUUAUAGAAAACCAUGAAUACGAGUUUCACGUGUUGGCAAAGAAUGCUGCAGGACUCAGUAAACCGAGCCAACCUACAGCUACUUUCAAACUUAGGUCCAAGUUUAAUGCACCAUCACCUCCUGAAAACCUGAAAGUUGUACAAGUUGGAAAAACCUAUGUGGACCUAAAGUGGGAGAAGCCAAGAACUGAUGGAGGAACCAAAAUCACAGGCUACAUUGUAGAGAUACGUGAGAAAAACAGCCCCUUAUGGUUCAAAGCCAAUGAUUACAAUGUUCUAGACUGUGAUUUCUCUGUAACAAACCUCACUGAAAGUAGUGAGUAUGAAUUCCGAGUGUUUGCUGUAAAUGCUGCCGGAAAAAGUGAUCCUGUUAUGACACAUGGGCCUGUAAAGGUUCAGGAAGUUCCAGAUGGUAUGAAGCCAGAGUUUUUGAGGACACUAUUUAACAAGAACACUAACCUCAAGAAGUCUGUGACCUUGGAAUGUGAAGCCAUUGGCAAACCUCACCCUGUAGCUCGAUGGUUUAGAAAUGGACGGGAAGUUCAUCCAGGUGUACGAAUCAAAGCUAUAGAUAAUAAAGAUGGAAUCUAUAAACUACAAAUCACAGAAACAUGGGACUCAGAUGAUGGAGAGUACACCUGUGAAAUCAGCAACUCCUUAGGCUCAGACAGAUGUACUGCUAAACUAAAUGUUGCAGCUCCUCCUAAGAUUGAAAGAUGUCCAAAUGAAGUGUGCAUACCUGAAAAUGAUAAUGGGAAGGUUAAAAUAUUCUUUUCCGGUACUGGACCAUUUGAGGUGAAUUUGUUCAAGCAUGGACUGGAAGUCAGCGAGAGCAAACACAUGAAGAUAACUGUGUUCGAUGAUUAUGUUAUUAUCUUCCUGCGAGAAGCUUUGAAAGAUGAUGAAGGCAAGUACAAGUUGACUGUGAAAAAUGACAGUGGAGUGGCUGAUGCAAGUUUCACUCUCUUUGUAACAGGUCGUCCAGGGCCACCAGAAGGACCACUAGAGGUCUCUGACAUUGCUCAGCAUUCAGCAUCUCUUUCAUGGCGACCACCAACUCAUGAUGGUGGCUCAAAAGUCACACACUAUGUUGUAGAGAGAAAAGAAACCAGUCAUAGCCAGUGGGUGAUAGCUAUGAGCUAUUGUCGGGAUGUCAAAUGUGUAGUCCAGGGGUUAACAGAAGGCGGAGAAUACCUCUUCCGAGUAAUGGCAGUUAAUGAAAAUGGACAGAGUUUGCCAUUAGAGGGUGCUAAUCCAAUAAUUGCCAAACUUCCAUUUGACCCUCCCUUGGCUCCUGGAAUUCCAACAGUAACUGAAGUUGGAGGUGAUUUUGUGAAUUUGUCCUGGGAAAAACCUGAAUCUGAUGGAGGAGCACGAGUACAAGGGUACUGGAUAGAUAAACGAGAAUACGGUACACAGACUUGGCAGAAGGUGAACCAAUUCCUUUGUGUUCCAACUCAGAUCAACAUUUCAAAUUUAAUAGAAGACAGACAGUAUGAAUUCCGUGUGUUUGCUGUAAAUGAAGCUGGAAGUAGUCCGCCAUCAGUGAAUUCAACAUCGGUUAAGAUCAAAGAUCCAAGCGCGGCUACUCCACCAGAGUUUAUUGUUCCACUUCGAAAAGUUAUGGCUAUUGAGAACAAGAGUGCGGAGCUGGUCUGUAAAGUUGUAGGGAAUCCUAAACCAGAAAUCACAUGGUACAAAGGAAUGAGAGAACUGUUUGAAGGUGGUAAGUACUCCAUUAUCCAUGAGGGAGACAACCACAUACUGAUGAUUUCUGAAGUGUAUGGUGAGGAUGCUGAUGAGUAUAGUUGUCGAGCAAUCAACAAGGGAGGAGUUCGAACAUCUCGUGCAGAGCUUGUUAUCAAAACUAUUCCUCACAUUAAUGUGCCACCUCGCUUCCGGGAACUAGCAUGUUUUGAAAAAGGAGAAAAUGUUGUUCUAAAAAUUCCCUUCACGGGCUUCCCAAAGCCCACCAUUAGAUGGUCACAGGAGGGCGAGGUGAUUGAGAGCGGGGCUCACUAUAACAUCAAGGUAACCGAUCGACAUGCCAUCUUGACUAUCAGGGAUGUUACUAAGGCAGACAAUGGACCGUAUCGAUUAAUGGCAGAAAAUGAACUUGGAGUGGACUCUGCAAUCAUAAAGAUCCAAAUUAGUGAUAAACCAGAUGCUCCAAGAUUUGCUGUUAUAGAAAAUGUGUAUGAAGACUCUGUAACUAUCACCUGGAAGCCACCACUCUGGGAUGGCAGUAGCAACAUCACUAACUACCUGGUAGAGAAACGAGAGGUGCCUAUGAGUAGCUGGAUUCGUUGUGGAAAUUCAAGGUUUUGUAACAUCACUAUAUCUGGCUUGAAUCCCAGCAAAGAUUAUGAGUUCAGAGUAUAUGCAGAAAAUGUCUUUGGAAGGAGUGAACCAAGCGAACCCACUGUAUUAAUAACUACAAAACCGAUAGAAAAGGAGAAAGUAAAGAAGAAGAAUUAUAUGGUUGAUGCAUCUGGCAAAAAGAUUCGUGGUAGAUCAGAAGGAAAAGUUAGGAAUUACAACCAGUUUGUGUUUGAUAUAUAUGAAAAAUAUGUUCCCCAACCUGUGGACAUCAAGACUGUCAGUGUUUACGACUAUUACGAUAUCUUAGAAGAAAUUGGAGUUGGUGCUUUUGGAGUGGUUCAUCGAUGCAGAGAAAGGAAGACAGGAAAUGUGUUUGCUUCAAAGUUCAUUCCAGUCACCCAGCCUGCAGAAAAGGCUGUUAUAAAAAAAGAGAUUGACAUUAUGAACCAACUUCAUCAUCCUAAACUAGUUAGACUUCAUGAUGCUUUUGAAGAUGAUGAUGAAAUGGUUCUUAUCUAUGAAUUUAUGGCUGGUGGUGAAUUAUUUGAAAAGGUAACAGUAGAGGAUUACAAAAUGUCUGAGGCAGAGGUUAUCAACUAUAUGCGGCAAAUCUGUGAUGGUGUGAAACACAUGCACGAGAGAAACAUUCUUCAUUUAGAUAUCAAGCCAGAAAACAUAAUGUGUCAAACUCAGAACAGCACAGAUAUCAAACUGGUUGAUUUUGGUCUUGCCACAAAACUGGAACCUAAUGAAGUUGUGAAAAUCUCGACAGGCACAGCAGAGUUUGCUGCCCCUGAAAUUGUAGACAGAGAACCCAUUGGGUUUUACACAGACAUGUGGGCAGUGGGAGUCCUGGCUUAUGUCCUGUUGAGUGGCUUGUCCCCCUUUGCUGGGGACACAGAUAUUGAUACAUUGAAAAAUGUAAGAGCAUGUGAUUGGGAUUUUGACGAUGAGGCUUUUGAGAAUGUCUCAGUAGAAGCAAAGGAUUUUAUUCGAAGGCUGUUGAAUAGAAAAAAAGAGAAACGAAUGACGAGCCAUGACUGUCUAGAUCAUCCUUGGUUAAAGGGUGAUAUCACAGAAGCUCCAACAAUAACAAUUCCUUCCAUGAGAUACAUGGCUCUCAGAGAUCAAAUCCGAGAGAAAUAUGGUGAUUUCUGGGACUCGUGUCUACUGCCUUUUGGUCGUAUUGCUAAUUACAGCUCACUUAGAAAACUCCAGAAAGAGAAGUACAGAGUCGAGGACUUUUUCUUUGAUUGGCGACAAGCGGCUCCUAGAUUUGUGAUUAAACCUCAGAGCACUUUUGCUUUUGAGGGUCAGUCUGCCAAGUUCUACUGCCGGGUAAUUGCUGCAGCACCAGCAACUGUCACAUGGUACCGUGAUAGUGGUGAACUGAAGCAGAGUGUAAAAUUCAUGAAGAGAUAUGAAGAAAAUGACUAUUACUUCAUCAUCAAUAGAUGUAAGGUGGAUGAUAAAGGAGAAUACAUUAUUAGAGCUGAGAAUCACUAUGGUUUUAGAGAGGAACCUGUAUUUCUCAAUGUACAGGCAAUCCCAAAAGAAAUUCCAAAGGUUAAGUUUGAAGAGCCUGUUAGGCGACGAAGAGUAGAACCUAAACUUAAACUGUGGGAAGAAGUUCCGGACAGUGGACCUUGCUUUACUUUCCUGUUACGUCCUCGGCUCAUUCAGUCUGGAAUUGGUGUCAAGCUCUUAUGUUGUGUGUCAGGCCAACCCAUUCCAGAGGUGAAAUGGUACAAGAACGAUCAAGAACUUAACAGAUAUGAUUAUAACAUGAGUUAUGCCGAUUCUGUUGCCAUUCUGGAAAUCCUUUCAUGUACAGUAGACAAUGCUGGCAAAUAUACCUGUCGUGCCGUUAACUCUCUUGGAGAGGAUGAGACAUCAUGUUUUGUUAUUGUUCAAGAUCGACGAGGGCCGGCAGCAGCACAUCCUACUGUGGUGGUGUCUCCUAGGGCAAUGACUCCUAGAUUACCUACUCCUUCCAAAACGUUCUUUUCUUCUUCUGUUAGUGACACCUAUAAGCGAGACUACAAACACGAUUAUUCUCAUGAAGCUGCUUCCUCUCAUUUCACCAGUCGUUCAUCAGACUAUUCCCACAAGUAUUCUUCAUCAGUUAAGACUUCCUCUCACGAGUCACACUCCUCCAAAACCAAGUUGUCCUCCCAGUCCUACAGCUCAUCAAGUUCUAGUAGUGCAUCUGUCAGUAAAUCAGCUCAUUUGUUAACAGCAGCAUCAUCCAAACUGUCCACUAGCUCAGAGUCUUUACUGUCUCCAAAACAUGCCAUGAAGCCAUAUGGAAAACAAGGAAGUACUAGUCCUCAGCGUUCUCGAACAGCCACAAAGGAGUUGGAAAUACCUGUAGACAAAGCCAUGAUAGCCCCAUCAUUCAAGCAAAGCCUUGAGGAUCUCAAGAUUAGGGAUGGAGAACCAAUUAUUUUAAAAUGUGUUGUAGCAGGGGACCCAGAACCAAAGGUGGAAUGGUUGAAAGAGGAUAAGAUUCUUCACUCCUCAGAAAUCAUUGACUUGAAGUACAAAAAUGGUGUUGCCACCCUGAUGAUUUCUGAAGCCUUCCCUGAAGAUGAGGGUGAAUACAUUUGUAGAGCUUCAAAUCCUUUAAACACUGUCUCCACCAAGUGCAAGUUAACAAUCCUUCCUAUGGAGGGAGGAGCAGCAGCUGGUAAAGGGGCAGAAAACAAACCUCCUCGAAUCACAGAACACCUGAAAAGCUUUGUUCUUAAAGAUGGAGAUCCAGUAACUCUGCAGUGUACAAUUAAAUGUCCCUCAAAGUUUGAUGUGAUUUGGCUCCACAAUGACAAAGAAAUCAAACCCAGCAAGGACUUUGACUACAGGCAUGAUGGUGAUGCUUACCAGCUAGUGAUCAGUGAGAUUUUCCCCGAAGAUGGUGGAUUCUACACGUGUGAAGCUUUCAAUGAUGGAGGCGAAGCAUUUAGCAGCUGCACGCUGGUAGUUUUAGUUCCUAAAGAGCCUUUGAAAGGUCCUGUAUUUGUGGAAUUUCCACAGUCUGCUACCGUUGUUGAAAAUCAACCAGUUACUUUUAAAGUCACAACAGAAAAGAAAGCUGUCUCAGGUUUGUAUUCAAAACUUGGAAUCUUUCUCUGGUUGAUACAAUAUUUCAUCAG
Messenger RNA from Limulus polyphemus (Atlantic horseshoe crab), 18970 nucleotides. RefSeq names its product twitchin-like. The record is from RefSeq and is a predicted model, not a curated record. Lineage: Eukaryota; Metazoa; Arthropoda; Merostomata; Xiphosura; Limulidae. Gene Ontology annotation, molecular function: protein kinase activity; protein binding; ATP binding. Gene Ontology annotation, biological process: protein phosphorylation.